Molecule: messenger RNA, 606 nt
Organism: Guillardia theta CCMP2712
Lineage: Eukaryota; Cryptophyceae; Pyrenomonadales; Geminigeraceae
Exons: 1
Molecular function (GO): protein binding
Source: RefSeq, a predicted model, not a curated record
GGUCACAUAUGGGACGUAACCAGCGUGGCGAUCAGCAGAGAUGGGAAGACGGCAGUCAGCGCGAGUUGGGACAACACUUUGAUUGUGUGGGACCUGGAGAAGAUGAACGAGAAGGCUUGUCUCCAAGGUCACGAAUCGUGGGUAAACAGUGUGGCGAUCAGCGAGGACGGGAGGACGGCAGUCAGCGCGAGUAACGACUCGUCAGUGAUUGUGUGGGACCUGGAAGAGAUGAAGGAGAAGGCUUGUCUCUAUGACGUUGAAUGUGGCUGUGUGCUGAGCGUGGCGAUCAGCGAGGACGGGAAGACGGCAGUCAGUGCGUGUACUGAUGAGAUUUUGAGGGUGUGGGACCUGGAGGAGAUGAAGGAGAAGGCUUAUCUCCAAGGUGAUGAAUGGGAAACGCGAAGCGUGGUGAUCAGCAGAGAUGGGAAGACGGCAGUCAGCGGGGGCGCAAACAAGAAACUGAUUGUGUGGGACCUGGAGGAGAUGAAGGAGAAGGCUUAUCUCCAAGGUCACGAAUCAUGUGUAAACAGCGUGGCGAUCAGCGAGGACGGGAAGACUGCAGUCAGCGGGAGCGGGGACAAGACAGUGAGGGUGUGGGACCUGGAG